UAAAAAAAGGAAACUGAAACUAUGUGUGAUUCACAAUCACAAUGUCUCUUUACCGACACCAAACCAAAAAAAUAAUCAAACAAACUCUUCCAUUCAUUCAUUCUUCUUUCUUCUUUCUUCUUCUUCUUCUUCUUCUUCUUCUUCUCUUUCUCAUACUGAUUUCUUGUUUGGAAGCAAACCCCAUCUCCAGAAAUGGGUAAAACCGGAGCCAAAUUGCCAAGUUUCUGCCUGAACCGGAUACGGCCUCAUGUUAGAGUCCCUAUUCAAUCCAAACCGGACUAUGUUUCGGCAAAAACCGGUCCGAACAAGAAGAUUGAUGAUUGUUCGGAUGAGAAGAAUGAUCAUAUUGGGGUUGAUCAAAGUAAUAAGGGAGUGAUGGGAAUUGGAAGGAAGAUCAUGAUUGUUGUUGAUUCCACCAUUGAAGCAGAAGGAGCUCUUCAUUGGGCUCUCUCUCAUACUGUCCAAAUUCAAGACAACAUUCUUCUUCUCCAUGUCACUAAACCUUCAUCUAAAGGUCCAAAUUCACCCACAUUUUCUCUCUCUCUUUUUCUUUUUCAUAUCCUUGUUUUAAAUUUUUGUUUGAAAUGUGGUGAAUCUGUUGUCGAUUCUGUUUCUUAUUUACUUACUAUAGGGGAAGGACCCAAUAAGGAGACAGCACCAAGAGCUUAUGAAUUGGUUCAUUCAAUGAGGACUUUAUGCCAAUUGAAGAGACCUGAGGUGGAAACGGAGGUUGUAGUAGUGGAAGGAGGGAAGGAGAAGGGGGCAGUGAUAGUGGAAGAAGCGAGAAAGAGAGGGGUGUCGUUGUUGGUAUUGGGGCAGAAGAAACGGUCGACUACAUGGCGGCUUUUGAUGGUGUGGGCAGGGCAGCGGUGGGGCGGUGGCAGCAGUGGAGGCGUGGUGGAGUAUUGUAUACAGAAUGCGAGUUGUAUGGCGAUUGCAGUGAGAAGGAAGAGCAAGAAAUUGGGUGGUUAUUUGAUCACUACAAAGCGUCAAAAGGAUUUCUGGCUUUUGGCUUAAAACCGAUUUUUGGUUUUGGUUCUAAACAAAUUGAAUUUGUGGUUUUGAUUGAAUGUGAGAUCUCUCUGUUUUCAGAGAUGAGAUGAUGUAAAUAAUGUAAUUGAAAUAUUGGAGAGAAUUGUGAAUUGUGAUUUAGAUGGGGAAACUUCACUAUCAACACUUUGGGUCUAAUUUCUAAUUUCUCAAUGGAUUAAUUUGGUUGGGUCUUUAAUUUU
This is a messenger RNA of Cucumis melo (muskmelon), 1232 nucleotides long. RefSeq names its product universal stress protein PHOS32. The transcript has 2 exons. The record is from RefSeq and is a predicted model, not a curated record. Lineage: Eukaryota; Viridiplantae; Streptophyta; Magnoliopsida; Cucurbitales; Cucurbitaceae. The coding region runs from base 193 to 1017 and encodes 274 amino acids.